Filobasidium floriforme is the source of this 1785-nucleotide messenger RNA. RefSeq names its product alpha/beta hydrolase fold-domain-containing protein. The coding region runs from base 224 to 1609 and encodes 461 amino acids. NCBI's taxonomy places the organism in Eukaryota, Fungi, Basidiomycota, Tremellomycetes, Filobasidiales, Filobasidiaceae. The record is from RefSeq and is a predicted model, not a curated record. Gene Ontology annotation, molecular function: hydrolase activity. The transcript is spliced from 3 exons.
GUGCAACGCAGGGGUAGCAUCGACCUACAUCGUCGUGGAUAUGAUCAGGUGGUAUAGACAUCAGGGUACAGAACGAGGAAGAGCAAAGGAAGAACUAGCUACAUCGACACGCGUCGCUUAGUAUCAGAUAGCUCGCUGCACCCACCUACAGUACCUUUACCAUCCCUAUACUCAUUAACACUUGCCUGAGCAACAAUCACCUACAUCUGCCUCCAAGUCCGGGAUGGCGAGCACACAGGACCAACCCAUCCCACCUAACAACACCGUCUCAGGACCUCCUGAACCUCGGGUGGAGACCGAUGGAACGGGGAAUCAUAAAGCCUCUCUCCAACCCGAGUCAGGGGAGGGCAAGUCGAAGCAAGAGUCGGACCCCAGAGCAGCGUUCGAUGAUCCCAGUCAAUACGGGUCGGACUUGUCGCCUUAUAACAAGUUCCAAUCGUUGAGGAUCUGGGCGACCGGGACCUCGUUACGAAACAUAGUCGACGGCGCCAGUGUCUUUUACAACUACCGUUUCUUCCAUAAAGAACGAUGGUCCAUCUACCUCAACCUCGGAGAUGAUGAGAAUGGGAACCCGAUCCCCAAAUUACGGAUCCUCAUCUACCUCCCCCUGAGGGGUCGGGAUUACGCUCUGAGGGGGUGGGUCAAGCCGGGGGAAGAGACGGGCAAGCCGAAGAAGCGGGGUGUGGUGGUACAUCUAGCUGGGGGAGGGUUCACCAUGUGCCGACCGGAAAACGAAGGCCACCUCUGUCGAACCCUCUGCGACACCCUCUCCUCGGUCGUCAUCUCCCCCGACUACGCCAAGGCCCCACAACACCCCUUCCCCGUCGCCCUGAACCAAUGCUACGCGCUCAUCCGCUGGAUAGCAGACCCGGACGGCUUGUUCCAGUUCCUCUCCACCUCGGGUACACCGUCCAUCAAGACUUUCUUGCCCAACGUCGAUCCUACUCGGAUAGCCUUGUCCGGAGGUAGUUCGGGUGGGAACCUCGCUGCCGCACUCGUCGUCAAAUGCAUGGACGGCCCUUCGCUCCCUCUCGACGCUCGGAUAGUCGGCUUGGGUCUCCUUUACGCGAUGAUCGACGUGACGGUACCCUUUCAAGAGAAACUCAAGGACGUACCUGAUAAGAGCAAAGUCCUCCCGCGUUGGCUUACCAGGUUGUUCCUCGACGGGUACUUGGACCAACUCCGGAUCCCUGCCAAUGCCGAGAAACUACGCGAUCCGUACCUCUCCCCUGCGUUAUGUUCCCAUGAGCAACUAGAGAGGUUCCCCAAGACCGUCGUCGUGACGGCGGAAAACGACUACCUGUGCAAGGAAGGCGAGAUCUUUGCCGAUCGGCUGGAGAAAGAAGCCGGGUUCUCGAUAGCGAGGGAUGGCAACAAUAAGAUCGGGGACGGACACGGCAAGCUCUGGCGCAAGACGUUCAAGAACGUCGGGCACGGGUUCGACAUCGCCCCAAACUUGACGAAAGAGACGCAGAGGAUCCACGGGCAGGCUCGGGAAGAGGCGUGGGGGAUGAUCUGCGAGGCGUUUGAUCAGGAGCUCAGCGAGAGGAAGCGGUGGGCGAAACGGGAUGACGACCGGAGGUCGAGUCCGGAGAGUUCAAUGCAAUGAUGCGAUGCGAUGUGGAUGAUGAUCGAGAGAGUUCUAGGUCGUGUAUACAUGGUUUCUUUUAUAAUUCGAUCUCGUCCCAUGAGAUCUUGUAGCCCUUCUACCGCAUCGCCGUCAACCCCUCAUGCGGGACCAUAAUCAAUUGUUCGCAUCUACGACCAGACGUCGAGCAAGAGUCG